Messenger RNA from Oncorhynchus mykiss (rainbow trout), 6087 nucleotides. It is a transcript of the gene snx33, whose product is annotated as sorting nexin 33. Gene Ontology annotation, molecular function: phosphatidylinositol binding; protein binding. Lineage: Eukaryota; Metazoa; Chordata; Actinopteri; Salmoniformes; Salmonidae. Gene Ontology annotation, biological process: endocytosis; plasma membrane tubulation; protein transport. Gene Ontology annotation, cellular component: plasma membrane; cytoplasmic vesicle. The record is from RefSeq and is a predicted model, not a curated record.
UGUUUUAUUGUCUAUGUCUAGCGUCAUGGAAAUAGUUACUUUGUUACAGAACGUAUAAGAAUAACCUCCAAGAAGUAGUCUAUGCUUUUUUAAUCGCAGACCCUAAUAAUUUGCUAAUAAUGUUUAAUCUUUUUUUGUAUUAAAGGAAACAAAUCAAGAUACACAAGAACCUGUUUAGCGGGGGAAGUGGAUCAAGUCCAAGGAAUGUCGAUCAAGACCAGAAUGCACUAGUCUGAGAUAUCAUUACUCAUCUCACUCGGCGCUGAAUGGUUUCUUCCACCCGGGGCACUUUGUCUUUGUGCUGGAAACAAAAUAUUUUGAUAAUGUUUGACCACGUCGGUGGGAUGUACAGCAAGUCUGUGUUCGAGGACUUUAUCACACGCAAGGAUAACAAUCAAACUAUUCUUCAGGAUUACAACGAAUAGACGAAUGUUUGCAAUUGCUUCUUGGUGAAAACGAGUUUUCGGGUGAACCGGUAUGUCAUUGCUGGGCUGAUGCAUGGACUGAGGAGUUACAAGUUGCGAUAGCCCACAAGUUUAAUUGCAGUUUCAAGUAUCGAAGGUAAAGCUUGGAUAUCCUCAAUAGAAACAAAGAAAACGUUUAGGCUAAUGAGACAUAAGGCUAUCGAUAGGAAUAUGGUAUUGAUGUAGUAGGCAGUUGGUGCAUGGCAUGUGGUAUUAAGCAAUUUAUCCAGUUUGCAAUUGAUAUUUGCAGUACGAAUACCAAAGUAAAUAGCCCAUAUUCCUUGUUAAUAAUUGUAUGUGUACAGGAAUGGAUUCUCACAACCACUGAAAACCAUUUGCAAUUCGAUGUUACUGCUUUUGUAUGCAGUCCACAGGCCUACUAAAAAGAUUGACAAGAUUCUUGGCACAGAAUAGAAAACAACCCCAGCACUUGUGUAAUCGAGUCGUAGAUAUACCCAGCUUGAUACUGCACUAGCUGUUUUUUUAGGGGGUUAAACCAGUUAUAGCACUAAGGUUAUUAUCGUGUUAUAGUGCAUGAGCACAGAUCAGUGUUUAUGCCAUUUGACAGUUGUUGUGGCAUUCCAGCACAAUACCAUUAGAUUUACAUAACUCUUUCACACCAUCUCUUAUUGAUUCAAACAAGUGUUGGGUGACUACAGUUGAAAUGAGCUGAAAUAGUAGGGCUAUAGUUCAACAAGACAUCACCUAUUUGUGUGUUAAAAUGUUGUGCUCAAGGGUAGCAGCAUCACAAUGAUUUUAGGCAGCGUGUGUAUAUGAUUUUCAUCAGAGAGUCAAAAUGUCGAUGAAAGGCAAGGCACUCUACACUUUCCAAAGCGAAAACAAAGAGGAGAUCAGCAUACAGGAGAAUGAGGAACUGGUUAUCUUUGACGAUAACUCUGUAGAUGGCUGGUUACAAGGGGAGAACAGUAAAGGACAGAGAGGUCUCUUCCCGGCCUCUUACGUGGAAGUAAUCCGCCCUCGUUCCAACUCCAACCUGACAGACUGCUCCAUAAGCCCGGUGGGUUCUCCAGGCAAUGACUCCUCAUAUUUCCCCUCCGCCCCAAACACGCCCUUUCACAUGCAACAAGGUUACUAUGACGACGAUGAUGAUGACUGGGAUGAUUGGGAUGACAGUUCCACAGUGGUGGACGAUGAUGGCCGCAGUGGCGCAAAUGGACAUUCCCAUCAGAGCCCCCACUCCAACAACCCCAAUGUCCACUAUCGAGCCAAACCUUACAUGGAGAGGCAGGACAGCAUCUCCAGCUCGCGGAAGGGCAGUAUGGUGGGCAGGAACUUGAACCGAUUCUCCAGCUUUGUCCGCUCAGGGGUGGAAGCUUUUGUGUUGGGCGAUGUGCCCAUGAACGCUAAGAUAGCGGAGUCGUACACCAUUGAGAUGGGCCCCAAAGGGCCUCAAUGGAAAGAAAGCCCCACACCUUUCUCUUGCUCCAUCGAGGACCCUACCAAGCAGACCAAGUUCAAAGGCAUCAAGACCUACAUAUCGUACCGAGUGACCCCAAGCCACAAUGCGAGGCCUGUUUACCGGCGUUACAAGCACUUCGACUGGUUGUACAACCGUCUACUGCACAAGUUCACCGUCAUCUCCGUGCCCCACCUGCCCGAGAAACAGGCAACAGGGCGCUUCGAAGAGGACUUCAUCGAGAAGCGCAAGAGGCGGCUGAUCCUCUGGAUGGACCACAUGACUAGCCACCCGGUCCUGUCGCAGUACGAGGGCUUCGAGCACUUCCUCAUGUGCGCCGACGACAAGCAGUGGAAGCUGGGCAAAAGGCGGGCAGAGAAGGACGAGAUGAUGGGCGCCAACUUCAUGCUCACCUUCCAGAUCCCAAAUGAGCACCAGGACCUGCAGGACGUGGAGGAACGUGUGGACUCCUUCAAGUCCUUCGCCAAGAAAAUGGAUGACAGCGUCAUGCAGCUUACACAUGUGGCCUCAGAACUGGUGCGGAAGCACCUCGGAGGCUUCCGGAAGGAAUUUCAGCGGCUGGGGAAUGCCUUCCAGAACGUCAGUCAGGCUUUCAUGCUGGACCCUCCCCACUGCUCGGACGGCCUCAACACCGCCAUCUCCCACACGGGACGUACUUACGAAAACAUUGGGGAAAUGUUUGCGGAGCAACCUAAGUAUGACCUCUUCCACAUGCUGGACAAACUGUCACUCUACCAGGGCCUACUCGCCAACUUCCCGGACAUUAUUCAUCUACAGAAAGGUGCGUUCGCCAAGGUCAAAGAGAGUCAGCGGAUGAGCGACGAAGGGAAAAUGGACCAGGAAGAGGCAGACGGAGUGCGUAAACGCUGCCGGACAGUGGGAUUUGCUCUACAGGCUGAGAUGAACCACUUCCACCAGCGCCGCGAGGUGGACUUCAAGGAGAUGAUGCAGGCCUACAUCAAACAGCAGAUCGCCUUCUACCAGCGUGUGGGCCAACAGCUGGAGCGUACCCUGCACAUGUACGACAACCUGUAGAGGCUGGGCUUGUCAUCAGCCCUGACGUUAUCCUUUUGAUCCGAAAUGGCCGCCCAGUUCAACGGGCCUCUUCAGGGGUUGUCAAAAAUCCUAUUGGAAACAGAGACAUCCCACUGGACACACACUGGUUGUUUAAAUGUAAUUUGUCAAUGUAUUGUGACGUGGAAAAUACUUUGGAUUUGAACAAAGUUUUCAUCAUUGAAAUUAGGGUAAAACUUCAACUUAACUACAGAGACUUAACCUGAUUAACAGGUUGUUACAUAAGUCUAAUUUCAACAUAAUCAUCAUAACAAUUAAAUACGUGGAAAUUGCGUUGAAAAUUCCACGUAGACAUGUAAAAAAUCUUCAACUUUGGGUGGUUGAAAUGAAGUUUAAUUUCAUAUUUGAUUAGACAUAUGUUAUUUGAACUUGUUUCAAUGCUGAUAGUAAAAUGGUAUGUUUGAAUCAUUGUUUCAACGUCAUGCCAUCAACCUAAAUAGAUGUAUAUUGAAAUAAAAUGGUAAGCCACAGUCCAACGAUUCCUGCCUGAACAUUGACACCUACGGAGAGGUAAUGCACUUCAGUGAAACAAGUCUACCAUACAGAUAGAUGCCUUCCUCUAUAUACCCUCAAUCUGUUAUUCAGGUUAAGUCAUUGUAUUUAAGUUGAAGUUUUACCCUCAUUUCAAUGCUUACAACGCUGGUUGAAAUGAGAUGAAAUCAGUACUGUUUGAUUACUUUUUGUAUUUUCCACAUUGAUUCCACGUCACAAUACGUUGACAAAUGGUAUUGAAACAAUGUUGAUUUAACCAGUGUGUGCCCAGCGGGAUGGCUGUAAGCUGGAAAAGUGUCUGUUUAUUCUCUUUCUUCAUGGUGGACCAUGAUAGUCACACAAACCCUGGCUUGAAAGAAGAGAGGGGUUGCUGAGGUUGCUGCCUUAUAAAGAUUACUUUCUGCUUAUUUUGACUUGAAUAUGGGCCAAGUGGUUCAUAGACUCGGACAGAAAGAGGGCAUGUUCUUGAAGAGGCUGGGGAAGCCAGUUUGUGCACUUCACGUAAUAGUCACUUUCCAGGCUGAAAUUCGAAGUCUAAAUUCUUUGUUUCAAGGGACUUACACCAUUGUCUUCUUCAUAAAUCCACCAAUUUUGCUAUGUUAUGACCAACAUUUUUUUGUUGUUGUAUACAAUACCAUCUAUUUAAGGUGUUUGCAACAAAUCUUAAUACGUCAACUGAUAGGUGGCAUUUAAGAAUUCUCUGUAGAGGGUCAAAGAUAGGCAUGUGUAGCCUUAAGCAGACGGUAGAAGCUGUACCCCUUUCGUGUACUGUAUGAAAACCAUGACAGAGCCCAUGCCAUCUCCUCUCGUUGUUUCUCAGAGUAAGGGCUUGAAUGCUCAGGUGUUCACUGCAAACGUGUUACCUGAAUGUAUCUUCUUGAGAUAGCUCUCCAUACAAGCCAUGACUGUGCCCGUCGGCGGCUUUUAGAGUUCCAAGAGGCAGCAGCUGCACUACAUAGCUUAAGAGAAUUAACAUCAUGGAAUUAAUGUUACUUUUUCCCGUGGUCCCUGUAAGUGCCUUUAAGGAGCAGAGGCAUUUUAGUGUGAUUUUCUAAACAAAUGUCUUCACCUGCUUCUUUGCCCAUUUGAGGAGAAACAGGUCUUUGGAAUCAGUUGUGCUUCAGUUGAGUUUGCACAGGAGCUUUGCACCCGUCGAUCAUGGUGUGUGUGCGUGCAUGCCUCCGUGCGAUUGUAAAUUGUUGGGUUAUUGAUAGACUCCUUGUUCUUUCUGUUGCAACAAACGUUUGGCCAGCAGUCUUGAAGUUGGAAGUACUUAAUGUUACAGUAAGUGUAAACAAGGAGUAAUCACCCCUCUUAUUUGAGAAACAAUGUUGACUUUGAACAUAGUGUUCUUCUCUGAGCUGAAUCAUUACCGCACCAAUUUCAGUGUUGAUUACCAAAUAAUUGAAGUUGUUCCAGUCAUAUAACACAUGUAUUUUAAUAGGAGCCACCUUGUGAGACUUUAUAGAGAUCUGUGGUUUGUUUGAGCUAUCUUUAGAACUAUUAUGAAUCUAAGAGGUUAAGACGGAGACACUGCUUCUCAGAGAAAGCAUUGCCUCAAGAACAGUCAAGUAAAUUAUUAAAUACAGAGCACUAACUUGUUCACAAUUAAGGCGUUGCUUUGAAUAGUUACUUGAGUUAGCGGUCCAUUCACAUGCUUUAAUUGGCUUUCCCCAUGUACCGUUAAAUAAUACAGUACUCUACUCAGGGUUUUUAUUCUGAUGAUGGAAUAUUGAAGUAUAAAAUGUCUAGCACAGACCCCAAAGAGAUCUCCUGACAUGUAUUUCCAUUUACUUCAAUUUGACAGGACAAAAAACAAUCACCAAAAAAACAAUACUAUAAGUUAUUGGAUGAUGCCCUUUUUUUCCAGUAAUGCUUGAGACCAUAGUUUCAGUAAAUAAACAAAGACUGCCCUGCCAUUACCUUCUAAGUAAACUACAAACGUCUGACUCUGUCUAUGACUCAGUACUGAGUGUUGUCUCAAUGGCUGUUCCACUUCCAACGUACAUUCCAGGGUAUGGGUAGAUGUUAAAACCAGGUGUUUCACAACACUUCUUUUGAAAUGUCCUCAUCUUCUCGCCUGUUUUUUUUUUUUUUUAUUGCACAAAGACCAAAGUAUCACUAUUUAGCACUCAGUAUGAAAUGAAAGGGUCUCUCAAUAAAUAGCUGACCAUACAUAGGAGGUGGUCGAGUGUUGGCUGUCUUCAAUAGUUUUCUUAUUCAUACGGUCACAUUUUGAGGAGAUGGGUCUGACAACCUCUGUGGAAAGAGACUAACAGGGCAAAAGCAGAAGGAAUAUUCAGGGGAAAAGGACUGGAAAUGAUUCCAUGUGAACUGUUACUCACCGACUCUGACUGCCACUGGCAAUGCGAACGGUAAUGUAAGGACAUGUUGAUGAACUGUAUGGCUGGUGGAAGGACACUGAGUCUCACAUGGAUGAUUCUGGCUUAACGAGUAUGUGUGAGAAUGAGACUGGGACGGGCAUGAUGAGACCUAUGGUUCUGUUAUAUUUUCCUAUAUUGAAAUACACACUGUCUUAGGAUUUUGGCACAAGGAACGAUGUCACUAAGGGAGACUCUGAAAGUCUUAAUAAAAGCGAUCAUGCUGAUUCUGAUUUUU